This is a messenger RNA of Hepatospora eriocheir, 189 nucleotides long. Lineage: Eukaryota; Fungi; Microsporidia; Hepatosporidae. The record is from the annotation of a GenBank genome assembly.
AUGAAAAUUAACUUAAACAAAUUUAAAGAUUUUUCUAUUAACAUUGAUUUCUUGCCAAAAAGAGUCGGAUUGGGUUACAAUUUUAUAAAAUCAAAUAUUAACAAAGAAAAACUAAUUAAAAUUAAAAAGAAAAAAACAGAAGUAAUCAAUGAAGAAGAAUCAAGUGAAUUAAUUAAAAGAUAUAAAUAA